Mercenaria mercenaria is the source of this 1350-nucleotide messenger RNA. RefSeq names its product dehydrogenase/reductase SDR family member 1-like. Lineage: Eukaryota; Metazoa; Mollusca; Bivalvia; Venerida; Veneridae. The record is from RefSeq and is a predicted model, not a curated record. The coding region runs from base 10 to 1005 and encodes 331 amino acids. The transcript has a single exon.
UUGUACAAAAUGCCAGCAUCGCCACUUGCAGGAAAAGUUUGUAUCGUAACUGGUGCUACACGAGGUAUAGGCAAAGGGAUAGCCCUCCAGCUCGCCCAGAAAGGUGCGAAAGUUUACAUUACUGGACGAACUCUUGAUCCACCAAAACAAUCCAAAGUUGGCGGAUCUUUACGUGAAACUGCACAUGAAAUAGAAACUCGUGGUGGAAUCUGUAUCCCAGUUAAAUGCGACCACUCAAAAGACAGUGACAUUGAACAAUUGUUUGAACAAGUGAAACGUGAAAAUGAAAAUCAGUUGGAUAUUCUAGUUAACAAUGCUUAUUCGGCAGUCAAUAGCCUGGCCAACAAUUAUAAAGUUAAGUUCUGGGAGUUGUCUCCGUCAGUAUGGGAUGAGGUUAAUAGAGUAGGGCUACGGAACCAUUACAUUUGUUCCGUUUAUGCUUCCCGAAUGAUGGUUCCUAGAAAACAAGGGUUGAUCGUAAAUGUUUCUUCCGGCGGCGGACUCAGAUACAUGAUCGGUGCAGCUUACGGUAUUGGGAAAGAAGCCUGUGAUCGGAUGGCUGCCGACUGUGGAUUUGAGUUAAAGAAACAUAAUGUUGCUUUUGUUAGCUUAUGGCCGGGCGCCGUUGGAACUGAAAAUAUGUUGGUAAAUCUACGUGACAGUCUGAAGAAACCCAGAAUUGUUGAUAACUCGGUGUCAAUGAGAAGUCGCGAAAAAAUGUUAGAGUACUUUGAAAAAGGUGAAACUCCAGAAUUUGUAGGACAGUGCAUUGCGGCAAUGGCUGUGGAUGCACUGCUGAUGGAAAUGAGCGGUAAGAUUGUAAUGACUUGCGAUCUAGCUCGGAGAUAUAGUCUUCGAGACGCCGAAGGCCAUACACCCACGGAAAUGCGUCAAAUCAACAAGAUUUUAGAUCAGUUUGGGCAUACAUGGCUUUCAUGGUGUAUUCCUAAUUUUGUUCGUGUACCAACGUGGCUUCUUUGUCUUGGUGGAAAUAAAUUCUUUUGAGUGAAACAUACCGUAGGACAUGAAAUCAUAAAGCUGGUGAUAAUAAUAAUACAAUACUUGUAUAAAUAUAUGAUCUGUUUAUGGAGAGGUAAUUUAAAAGUCCAGACUGUCCAGAAUUUUCGGAUCCAGUCUGAAAGCAUUUAACUAGCUAGUAAAUAAAAGGUGCUGGUCACGUAUUCAUCAUCGUUAUUAGUCUGAAAUUUAGACUUGGACUUUUCUUCCAUUUUGCAUAUUUUAGAAAAUAUGAAUAUAUAGAUCUAUAUAAAUAUUCUAUUUAAAACUGAAUCAUACACAAAGUACAUGUCAGUGAAUAAACCGCGCUGACCGGAGAGGACCGGCCGUAUU